Messenger RNA from Polypterus senegalus (gray bichir), 5062 nucleotides. RefSeq names its product mucin-16-like. NCBI's taxonomy places the organism in Eukaryota, Metazoa, Chordata, Cladistia, Polypteriformes, Polypteridae. The record is from RefSeq and is a predicted model, not a curated record. Bases 98 to 4312 code for a protein of 1404 amino acids. The transcript has 43 exons.
ACAGGUGUGGUAUUAAUUGUCAGGCGUGUUUAAAGAAUACCAAAAAGGUAGCCAUCCUACAGAAUCAACUACGUUCUGCUGUCAUUCAGGACACAUUAUGCAUCUACAUAAGAUGGACUGGAAACUACAUUUCUGGAAGUGCAAUUUUAUUUUGCUGCCUAUUGUAAUACUACUUUUUUAUUUUCAAGUUGCAGAAUGUAACGAAGGCAUGAAUGAAAUAUCAUUGAAGAAACAAGAUUUGCCAGAUAUGGAGUUGAUUGAUCGAGAUUGUAAUUGCUCAUUAAAUGAGAUUUAUGACAUGGAACUUGCAAAUGAAAUCCACCAACUAGGUCAAGGCAUGACUCCGCCAGAUGAAGUAACACUCCAAUUUUUUAUCAACUUUACUGUCACCAGCCAGGUGUACAAUCAAAGUCUUCCAUCCACAAGGAAUACCAUCCUUAAAAAUAUUACUUCUAUGGUUUCCCAGGCCUUUAUGACCAGCAGCAUCUCUGAGACAUUUUUAGGUUGUCCAUAUGGCAAAUUGAGCCCUGACCAGGGAAAGAUAGACGUAUACAUAAUCUGUGACUUCAGUAAUAAUACGCUGACAUUGCUAGUCAACAGAGUGACCGUCUACAGGGUGCUGAAGCAGGUCACCAGCAAUGUCACCUCCUUGGGACCCUACAGUAUAGCCAGAGACAGCCUUUAUGUCAAUGGUUACCAUGAGUUAGAGACUUCACCUGAAAUACAAAUGUUGCCUUUCACCAUCAACUUUACCCUAAACAACCUGCAGUUUAAUCAACGUCUUUCAUCUACAGUCGAUCCUAUUAACCAGGAUAUCACAUCUCUGGUUUCUCAGGCACUCCUGACUGGCAGUUACGCUCCAGGAUUCUCCAAAUGUCAGCCUGCGUCCCUCAGUUCUGACCCAGCAGGGACAGCCGUGUACCUUACCUGUAACUUCGUGAAUAUGACAUCAACACCACCCAUUAACAGAGUGAAGAUCUACAGGGAGCUAAAGCAAAAUACCAACAGUGGCUCCUCCUUAGGAUCUUACGUCAUGGCCAAGGACAGCCUCUAUGUCAAUGGGUAUCGUGAGCUAGAAACUCCUCUCCCCCCUCCAAUGCUCAGCUUCUUCAUCAACUUUACACUCACCAACCUGAUGUUUAAUCAGAGUCUUUCCUCUGAAAGCAGCCCUAUCAACCUCGAGCUGGUGUCCCUGGUUUCUCAGGCACUCCUGACUAGCAGUUACGCUCCAGGAUUCUCCAAAUGUCAGCCUGCGUCCCUCAGUUCUGACCCAGCAGGGACAGCCGUCUACCUUACCUGUAACUUCGUGAAUAUGACAUCAACAUCACCCAUUAACAGAGUGACGAUCUACAGGGAGCUAAAGCAAAAUACCAACAAUGGCUCCUCCUUAGGAUCUUACGUCAUGGCCAAGGACAGCCUCUAUGUCAAUGGGUAUCGUGAGCUAGAAACUCCUCUCCCCCCUCCAAUGCUCAACUUCUUCAUCAACUUUACACUCACCAACCUGAUGUUUAAUCAGAGUCUUUCCUCUGAAAGCAGCCCUAUCAACCUCGAGCUGGGGUCCUUGGUUUCUCAGGCACUCCUGACUGGCAGUUACGCUCCAGCAUUCUCCAAAUGUCAGCCUGCGUCCCUCAGUUCUGACCCGGCAGGGACAGCCGUCUACCUUACCUGUAACUUCGUGAAUAUGACAUCAACACCACCCAUUAACAGAGUGACGAUCUACAGGGAGCUAAAGCAAAAUACCAACAGUGGCUCCUCCUUAGGAUCUUACGUCAUGGCCAAGGACAGCCUCUAUGUCAAUGGGUAUCGUGAGCUAGAAACUCCUCUCCCCCCUCCAAUGCUCAACUUCUUCAUCAACUUUACACUCACCAACCUGAUGUUUAAUCAGAGUCUUUCCUCUGAAAGCAGCCCUAUCAACCACGAGCUGGGGUCCCUGGUUUCUCAGGCACUCCUGACUGGCAGUUACGCUCCAGCAUUCUCCAAAUGUCAGCCUGCGUCCCUCAGUUCUGACCCGGCAGGGACAGCCGUGUACCUUACCUGUAACUUCGUGAAUAUGACAUCAACACCACCCAUUAACAGAGUGACGAUCUACAGGGAGCUAAAGCAAAAUACCAACAGUGGCUCCUCCUUAGGAUCUUACGUCAUGGCCAAGGACAGCCUCUAUGUCAAUGGGUAUCGUGAGCUAGAAACUCCUCUCCCCCCUCCAAUGCUCAGCUUCUUCAUCAACUUUACACUCACCAACCUGAUAUUUAAUCAGAGUCUUUCCUCUGAAAGCAACCCUAUCAACCACGAGCUGGGGUCCUUGGUUUCUCAGGCACUCCUGACAGGCAGUUACGCUCCAGCAUUCUCCAAAUGUCAGCCUGCGUCCCUCAGUUCUGACCCGGCAGGGACAGCCGUGUACCUUACCUGUAACUUCGUGAAUAUGACAUCAACAUCACCCAUUAACAGAGUGACGAUCUACAGGGAGCUAAAGCAAAAUACCAACAGUGGCUCCUCCUUAGGAUCUUACGUCAUGGCCAAGGACAGCCUCUAUGUCAAUGGGUAUCGUGAGCUAGAAACUCCUCUACCCCCUCCAAUGCUCAACUUCUUCAUCAACUUUACACUCACCAACCUGAGAUUUAAUCAGAGUCUUUCCUCUGAAAGCAGCCCUAUCAACCACGAGCUGGUGUCCCUGGUUUGUCAGGCACUCCUGACUGGCAGUUACGCUCCAGCAUUCUCCAAAUGUCAGCCUGCGUCCCUCAGUUCUGACCCGGCAGGGACAGCCGUGUACCUUACCUGUAACUUCGUGAAUAUGACAUCAACACCACCCAUUAACAGAGUGACGAUCUACAGGGAGCUAAAGCAAAAUACCAACAGUGGCUCCUCCUUAGGAUCUUACGUCAUGGCCAAGGACAGCCUCUAUGUCAAUGGGUAUCGUGAACUAGAAACUCCUCUCCCCCCUCCAAUGCUCAACUUCUUCAUCAACUUUACACUCACCAACCUGAUGUUUAAUCAGAGUCUUUCCUCUGAAAGCAACCCUAUCAACCACGAGGUGGUGUCCCUGGUGUCGCAUGCUUUUCUCUCAGGAAGUAUAAGUUCGAAAUUCUCUGGGUGUCAACCUGCCUCCUUCAGUUCUGACCCUAGAGGAACAGCAGUGUAUCUUAUGUGCAGCUUUAGGAACGACACCUCAAUGCCACCUAUUGACAGAGUGACCGUCUAUAGAGAGCUGAAGCAAAGUGCCAAUAACUACACCUCCUUGGGGCCUUACUCCAUGGCAAGUGGCAGCCUCUAUGUCAACGGAUACCAUGUGGCAGAAACAUCGCCAGACUCACGUUAUCAAGAUGCUACCCUGGCGCCUUCUCCAACCAACACAUAUACAGUCAACUUCACCAUUACAAAUGUGGCAUUUGUAGAUGCCCUGUUAAAUCCUCAGGCCGAAGAGUAUAAGUACUUGACUUCCUCACUCGAGAUCCUGACAGGGCAAAUCUUCAACAGCAGUCAGUUACAAAAUAACUAUGAGGGUUGUCAUAUUGUGCUAUACAGUCCUACAGAAUAUCCGGAUGAAACAAAAGUAAAUAUGGUAUGUGACUUCAGGAUUAGCACUUCAAGGGAACUUACACAGAAGGUUCUUGCAUUUAAAAUUUUCAGGGAAGCCACAAACAACAUCACUACUCUGGGUCCCUACACCCUCGAUCACAAUAGCCUGUAUGUUGAUGGCUAUAAUGAGGUCUAUGAUGAUGUCAGCACUGCUUCUGUCUUUCUGCCUACAAUACUUCCACAAAUCAGCAACCCUGGUGACGCCGGCUACAGCCUUGAUUUCACUAUUUUCAAUCGGAAUUACACUGCUGAUCUGGAUAACCCAAAAUCCCCUUACUACACUCAGCUUGUGUACAACAUAACCUCCAUGCUUGAGGCCUUAUAUGAGAAAAGUACUCUGGGUGGUAGUCUCCGUUACUGUUAUGUGAGUUCCCUGAGCCCUAACCCUGGACAUGGCGUGCAUGUGAGCAGUGUGUGUGUCUUCAGACCCACAACAGGCAUCGACAGCGACACAGUAAUGAACCAAUUUGCAAAAGGGACAGGCGGUUUAGAAGAGCUGGGUGAUCUUUACGAGCUACAGGAUAGGAGAUCAAAUAUGAAGGGAGGAGACAACAGAGACCUCAUUCAGAAGAGAUUUCCCUUUUGGGCCAUCGGGCUCCUUUGCCUGGGAGCUUUACUAGUCAUUGCCAUGUGCUGGCUCUGUCUUCUCCUAGUUAAACUGUGGAGACGGCGUCAGAUAUCGGGCCUCUAUGAUGUGUUAAAUUUACCUUAUGGAGAAUACUACACUCACCUUAAAUAAUCUGGAGACCUCUCAGCAAGAGACACACACACCAGAGGAAGGAAAAUAGCGUGGCUUCACCUGGAAAGCUGUCUCUUUGUUUUGUGACAUUCAUUGUAAUUAAUACUGCAACCUUUUUUUACAAACUUUUGUUUCACCAAGCCACGUGAAACACUUCACUUUAAAGCAACUAUGACUGUUACUUUAAACAAAUUCUGUAAUGUAAAUAAGAUUAUUUACUAUUUAGCUGUUAUAACUGGCAGUGCCAUACUUUAUUUAAAUAUCAAGUUAUUAUUGUAGCAAAAUCCUUGCUUAUAGAUUUGUUUUUUAAUCUCCCUUUUCAAUUCUUCUUUCUGAGGAAAAGCUCCCAGUUAUUGGUCAGCAUGCCUAUGAUUCCAACUGGCAGUCUCAGAUAGUUUUAGAUGUGAAUGGAUGGUGGGGGCGUGGGGGCUGGAUAGGAUAUUUACAUGGAGAAUGGAGAGAGAAAUGGUUAGAAUUACAAAUAGCAAAGAAUGUAGACAUUUGUACUCUUUAAGAUUUCUAUUCUAGAUUUCUAUUCUACGAGGCUGGCCCUUAAGAGAACAUGAUUCCUGUGGUCACAUCAUUACAAAUAUUAGUCUGUUAUUGAAGGUUGGGGGUGAUUGUACUGUCAGUACGACCCUUGAUUUAUUCUAAAUGAUAGCCCUUUCUAAUUCAGUAGCAGCUGGCCUCUGGACCUCUGAUAAAAGCCCACCCCAUUUUAAACAGUACUUCAGAGUUACAGUUAUGAUG